Messenger RNA from Monopterus albus (swamp eel), 1754 nucleotides. Its product is annotated as phospholipid phosphatase 3-like. Gene Ontology annotation, cellular component: plasma membrane. The record is from RefSeq and is a predicted model, not a curated record. The coding region runs from base 285 to 1277 and encodes 330 amino acids. Gene Ontology annotation, molecular function: phosphatidate phosphatase activity. Gene Ontology annotation, biological process: phospholipid dephosphorylation; signal transduction; phospholipid metabolic process. The transcript has 6 exons. Lineage: Eukaryota; Metazoa; Chordata; Actinopteri; Synbranchiformes; Synbranchidae.
UUUCGCAACAGUCUGGAUUUUUGCGCCCCACCGUGGAACAUAUCUUCCAGGUGACGGGAACCUUUCUGCCAGUCUGGGCGAGUCCUAAAGCUUCGAUGAUGCAAUUAAAAUAUGUAUGAAACCCACUGUGAGUUGACAGUUAAACGACACGUGUUGCGGGAACAUAUUAAAUACUCUGGCAACUUGCGGAUUUGCUCAGUCUCUCCGCAGCUCUGCACACGAGUAGUUCACGGGCGCUCCCAAGUUUCUGAUGCCAAGAACUUGUUGACCCGAAGCCAGUCGUCAUGUUGGAUCAAUUUGGGGCUCAGAGCGCCUGUGUGCCUGUAUCCAGCGCGGACCUUAAGCUCAAACUGGCGGAUAACAAAAGCUGCCUGGCCGCAGCAGCAGCAGGGAUGGGGCUGGAGAACGGCACUGGGAGGAAGCUGAUCGAGAUGACUGGACCUGCUUUAUCCAAAAGGAGACUUCUGGUCGGGUUAGACCUCCUCUGCCUCUUCCUGGCUUCCAUCCCUUUCUUUGUGUGUGAGCUGAAGGCAGUGAGUCCUUACAGAAGGGGCUUCAUAUGUGGAGACCCCAGUAUCACCUACCCCUACCUGCACAGGGAGGCCAUACCAGAUGAGUUACUCAUUACUGGAGGCAUUAUCAUCACCGGUCUCGCUAUCGCCCUUGGGGAGUGUUACCGGGUGCGUUUUCGAGGCGUCAGCUCCAAGGCCUUCAUCAGGAACCAGUAUGUGUCUUGUCUGUACAAGGAGCUUGGCUGUUUCCUAUUUGGCUGCUGUGUUUGCCAGUCACUGACCAAUAUGGCCAAGCUGAGUGUGGGCCGGCUGCGACCGCACUUCCUGUCUGUGUGCGGUGUCACAUAUGCAUCACUUAACUGCACGCCAGGAACCUAUGUUGCAACAGUGAACUGCCACCAGCCUGACCACCAGUUAGAGGAGGAGGCCAGGAAAUCCUUCUUCUCUGGCCAUGCUUCCUUUGCGAUGUACACAAUGCUCUAUUUAGCAUUUUACCUGCAGGCGCGAUUGACGUGGCACGGGGCGAGGCUGCUGAGGCCUGUGCUGCAGUUUUUCCUGGUUCUGCUGGCAGUCUACACAGGUCUGACCCGUAUUUCAGACUACAGGCACCACCCGUCUGACGUGCUAACAGGCUACAUACAGGGGGCCCUCACUGCUUACUGGGUGGCCUUCCACAUUUCAUCCAUGUUUAAAACCUCCAGGUCAGCUCUGUCUCCUACUGACAUGUUGGACACCCCCCUGUCACCCCACCAUACUGUCUGCUAAACCUCCUCUCCACUAUCUGUGUGUAGCAACUGGUUUGGACAGACAAGAGAUCUGAAGAAUGUGAGACCAUUUCCUGUGAAGUCAAACCACAUACCUCAGUAUUCAGACAGAGUGUCUAGAGAGAGAGUAGAGCUUCAGAGAAAGACAGUAAGAGAGAGGGUGCUGAAACUACUAUAUAUUGCUCAAGUGUUGUGUGAUCAGCUUGAGUGCUCAACUUUUCAUCAUACUUACCUGUGCUGAUGAGACUGAAUACAGAGCUGCCAGUGCAGUGCUAGACGUUACCUAAAAUAACUUUGUUAAACAAAGUAACUUUGUUAAACAACUUAAAUGAUACUGUAAAUGCACUUUUAGAUUUCCAUGUUAGUGUUAUUAAUUACCACUAUGUAAGGGUUUGGUAGCCCACAUAGUGUUAUGGUAGCCCCCCUCACCAGGAGGGUGAGGGAGGACUGAGGUGGGACUCAAGUUUGCAGACCCAGG